GCCAUCAUGCGCCACCUCCGCCACCCCCACAUCCUCCGCCUCCUCGAGGUCCUCACCUCCCGCUCCAAGAUCUACUUCAUCCUCGAGCUCGCCCGCGGCGGCGAGCUCUACGCGCGCGUUGCCUGCGGCUGCCUCCCCGAGGACCUCUCCCAUCGUUACUUUCAGCAAUUGAUCUCCGCCAUAAGAUAUUGCCACUCUUGCAGCAUCUAUCACCGAGACGUCAAGCCGGAGAACCUCAUCCUCGACGACGCCGGCAACCUCAAAGUCUCCAACUUUGACCUCCCGGCAUUCCCCGACCAGAUUCGCGGCAAUGACCUCCGGCAUACGUCGCGCCAGAGAUGCUCGCCAAGAAGGGCUACGACGUCACCGGAGACGGAAGAGAGGAGGGAGGGAGAGAGAGACGGAAGUGGGGAGAAGGGGGAAUGAGAGAGAGAACACCCCCCUCCCACACAC
Elaeis guineensis (African oil palm) is the source of this 453-nucleotide messenger RNA. RefSeq names its product CBL-interacting serine/threonine-protein kinase 14. The record is from RefSeq and is a predicted model, not a curated record. Lineage: Eukaryota; Viridiplantae; Streptophyta; Magnoliopsida; Arecales; Arecaceae. Gene Ontology annotation, molecular function: protein serine/threonine kinase activity; ATP binding. Gene Ontology annotation, biological process: protein phosphorylation; signal transduction.